AACUUUGAAAAAGAAAUCUGAAUUUCAAUUGCCUUUUUUGACUGUGACCGCAUAAUCUGAUGUCAUUAGUUUAUUUUGCGCGAAAAAGCUUACAAAAUUGAAAACGGAAAUUUAAAGCGCUAAUAGUGUUAUGAAAUUUUUAUUGUUUCAGAAACAUGGCUAAUUCUUUGGAAGAAAAGAUAACUAAUUCAGUUGGUGCUAUUUUGAAGUCACUCGAAUGUGCCAUUUGUCUUGAAUUUAUAAAAAAUCCAGUAUCUGUUGGUUGUGGACAUUUCUUCUGCAGAUUCUGCAUCACGAAAACUCUUCAAUCAGAGUAUCAGAGACCCUGCCCCUUGUGCAAAAAACCUUUUACUCGAAGAAGAAUACAAAAAUCCAUUCAAAGACAGAAGGUAAUAAAUGCUGCUAAAAAGUUUGCUGAAGUUUGCGGGAAAGCAUUUGGAAGGAACUCUUUUCCUAAAGAAAAUACUCAAAGAGAAAGUCAGAAGAAGUCACCAGAGUUAAGAGAUGUUAUUGGUCCAGAACUACAUAUAGUUUUAGAGGAUAUCAUGAAAUCAAAGAAAAGAAAAUCGGAGGAAAUUAUGUUGAGUAAGGAACCAGGUGAAUCUGAAAAUGGGAUUCCUUUAAAGAAGUUACGCAAUCAAGAAGUUAGUUCUUCAGCAGGAGAAGCAAUACCACUAGCAACUAAGCGUUAUUGCCCAGCCAUUUCAGACAAUGAUGACUCUAAUGAAUUGCCAUCGUUGGAAAUUUUUUUUACAGCUGACAGGCAGCAAACAAACAUAUAUUCUGAUAGUAAGGAUAAAGUGGAUGUUGAAAAUAUGCCACUUUUACUUGCUGACAUUGAAACAGAUAAGAAAUCAAAAGAAAAGAAGCUAGUAAUUAGAAGAAAAACUAAAAAAAGCAUCUCCAGGAAUCAAGAUAAAGUGAUCUUAAAAAACCAGAAAAAUUUGUUGGCUUUGAAAAAUAAAACUAAUAAUGCUAAUGAUUUUGAGAGAGAAAGCAGAGAAGUAGUAAAUCCAAAAUUGACUGACAAAAUGGAAAUAUUUUGUGAAAACGAUGAAUUAAGCAAGGAAAAUGAAAAAGACUUUGAAACCUCGUCUAAUAAAUGUAAACCCAAUUUCAAGAAAAAACCUCAUAAAUCUGGUUUGUGUGUAUCAAAUUCUUCCGCUGAAGAAGAUUUGAUUUCAGAGAUUAAAGAAGCAGAAAAUCAUGCAUUAGUUAUCGAAAAGAACAAGGAUAAUUAUGUUGAUGAAAAUGUAUCUCAGGAAUGUCAAGAAUUAGCAGAAAUUGAAAUUCCAAGUAGAGUAACUAUGCAACCGCAAGAAUCAUAUAUAGAUGCUCAUCCAAAGAACUCUAAAAUUGAUGAUAUUUCUGAUACUGUAGUAUCUGUUCACUCAUUUGCAAGUCCGCAAAUGAAUAAGGGCAAUGUAGCAUCAAAAUCUCCUGGUUGGUCCAGAGUUAAAAAAGUAGGAAAAGAUUUUAAAGUUAAAAAGUUUUCUAGACUGUCUGUGCAAAGAAACAGCUCUGCAUGCCCAGUUAAUGAAAUCAGUAAUGGUGAUGAAAAAUCAUGUGAAACUUUCGAUAAGCAGCCUGAGUGCAAUGAAAUAUCUGAAACUGUCCCAACAGCAGAAGAUUUAAGUCAAAGAUCAUCCCCAUCAAAAGUAAUGUCAGAUUUAAAUAAAAACAGAGUUCUUGAUAAUGAAAUCUUAGUUGAUUAUGAAAUCCAAAGUCUUAAAGAUAUGAGAAAAAGUAUGGAUGAGGACGAACCUAUGUUAGAGGUGCCUGAUACGAAUGAGAAGAAUGCAUUUAAAGAUGGUGUCAAUCAAAUGAGCCGCGAGAAGCUUAUUUUGAAUGUGGAAGGAAAUAAAAACACUUCAGAAGCUCAACCAAAUAAGUUUGUUGAUAGUUGUAAAUCAGUUGAUUGUAUCUUGCAAGCUGCGGAUGAUGACAUUCCUUCCAAUGAAGGGGUGAGAGAUGAGAUGAAUCAAGGAAUAAAUUUGCAAAAGAAAACUGAUUUGAUUGAAGAACCAAUGGAUACUGGUUUUCAGGUUCCAGAUAAGGAUAUUUUAGAAGCAAAUUUAUAUCAUCCAUGUUCUUUGCCUAUCUGUUUAGAAACAGCUAAAGAGAGAAGUUCCAUUUCUGGGAAUAACCUAGUCAACACAGAAUUAAAUUGUGAAAGGAGUGAUAAUAUUUGUAAAACUCCAAUUAGAGGAUUCAUAAAAGAAAGCAGAGUAUCAAAAAUAGGAAAAUUUUCUAAAGGCAAUUCUUCACCGGAAUCAGAUGUUUUUUAUGUUGAACAUUCUCAACAAACAUCGCAAAGAAUAGAUUUUUAUGAUGCAAAGAAUCAUAAUGAAUCACUUGUGCCAGCAUUACCAGUUCAAGUUCCUUGCUGUCGCACUGAAACGUUUACUUCAAAUGCAAUAUUUCCUCAUCCUAAAUCUAUCUCAUGGUUUUGCAGCAAAGAAAAUGCUACUUCUGAAAAAACUAAAGUUGUGAAGAGAACUUGUUUGACAUUAGAAGAAAUUCAAGACUAUUUUACAAAGAGUACUAUUUCUGGAAAGUCCGAGACAGUUUGUUCUCUCCCAUUUUUAUCAGACAGUUAUAAACUUCACAUUUGUGUUGCUGAUGACACUCUUAAUGUAUCUGUAUUGAAAGUUGUUGAUUCUAAUACAUCUGAAAUGCAUUGUACUAAUUUGAUUAAUAUCCCUGAAAUGAGUGACUUGCACCGAAAAACUAAUCCUGCUUUAAUGUCAAAAGAAUCUUUUGAAACUUUGACUGAUAAGUUUCAGAAUUAUUCACCAGCUGUUUUACCAUCCUCGAAUGUGGAAUCUGAUUGCUCAGAGGCUGAUGAUAAUUCUGAGGCUGCUAAACGUAAGUCCAAUCCAUUUCCAUUUCUAAGUAAGUUUUUUUCUGACUCUGAAUCUACUCCUCAACUGAAUGAAGCUACUGAUUCAUGUAAUCUAAAUUGUGUUCCUGAUACAUAUAAUGUGAAAGAUAUUCGUAGUAUGUCUGUUGUGAAAGAUCUGGAAGAACCUAAAGUGAAACAUGUGUCGAUUGUAAAAGAUGUUUCAGAUUUUUCUAAUGUAACUACUAAGGACAACACAGAGAUUAUUCUUCCACCAUCAAGAAAAACAUCUUAUAAGUUCCCUGUCCAGAUUGAAGAGACUCCCGUUAAUAUGGAAACAAAUAGUAAAAAAUCUUUUGACUCAGAUUCAAACUAUUUGAAAGAUUCUGUUAAUAUCCUAAUCAAUUCUAAAGCAAGCUCAGAAAAAAAUCAAAAUUCUAUUAGUGUAUCUGAAAAAAAAGUGGAAAUUAUCGAUACUUCUCAAGAUUCAAUGGAUCAAGAUGAAGAUUGUUCCAUUUUGAAAAAUACUCUUCCUAUUGGUGCAACAACAGUGUAUCAACAUAAAGUACUUAACUCUGACUCUUCCGAAGAAUUAUACAAGAAAGCAUUACGUGAUGAUGAUGUUGAUUUCUUGAGUGAAUUGUCAGAUUUAAAUCCCGGUCAAACUGCAUCUCAUUAUGCUAGCUUGAUGAAAGAGUAUGAUGCUCUUUCUUCUGAUCCUGUUAUGGCUUUUGCUGAUGAUCUAGUCGCACCACUUAGGAAUAUUGCUGAUAAACUAAAUCCUGUGUCUCAUGAAAGCAAUAAAAAACAGAAUAAAUUAACUGCUGAUCCAAAUGAACUGAACCAGAUUGACGGAACUACAUCUCCGCUGGACCGUGUCCUGAAUUUGCUUCCUAACAAGAAAAGUUUAUUUUCGAACACAAAUACAAAGAAAAAAGUAUCAAGAUUGUCUCUAAAGAAAAAGAAGAGUUCUAAAUUUAAACGAAUACAAAAUGAUCCAGAUUCUUCUGAUUCUGACGAGCCUGAAUCAUCUGAAGUUGAUGAAGUAGCUAUUUUAAAGUCUUCAAAACCAACCAGUCCUAAAUGCAAAAAUGUUUCAGCUGCAUCUUGUAAUGAGCAAAGCACUCUUGAUGGCUCUCUUUCAGAGGAUGAUAAUCCUAGUCAAAUUGUGAAAGAAAUUGAAGACAUUGAUCAAGCCAUACGAUUAGUCGAAGAAAAACUUAAGAUGUGUGGUCAUGGUAAUUUAUUGUCUGAAGAAAAUAAAAUCUUAUUGAAAGAUAUGCAUGGAGAAGAAUGUAGCAACCAUGAAGACAGUGAUGAUAGUGAUGAUAUUUUUUCUCAAUCAAUUCCACCAACACCACCGGAAACAAUUGGCAACAGUAAAGGUUCUACGUUAAAGAAGUCAAGAAUUAAUUAUUAAUUUUUAUUAAAUCAGCCGGUGUUUGAUAUAUGUUAUGAAUGAAGGAAACAUAUUAUUGCUGUUAAUUUUUAUUUUGAAUACAUUGUUUUGAAGUCACCUCCUUGAACCAGUAAGAUUGUGUCCUUAAACAUUCGAUGAAAAAUUAUUUAGAUUAAGUCCUAAAACAUGACAUCAUUAGAUCAAAAAUUAUUUAAAGUGGUAAGUUUAUUUAUUUAUUAAUUUUUUUUUUGCACACUGUACAUCAUAUAAUUUUGUUGCUCUGAUUUAUAAACAGGGUGCGUAGCGUUUUUAAAAAGUGCUUAAAGGUGCUUAUUUUUGAUUUUCGUGUUUUAAAAGCUCUUAAAGGUGCUUUUUACAUUGGAUGUUUUUAAAAAAUGCUUAAUUUUCCUUUUUUCAAAGUGAGAUUUUUCCUUUACUAUGUUGAUUUUCGCUUCAAAAUAUGCACAAAGAUACAGUUCAGAUUGUUCUAUUCAACGUUUUCACAAUUAAUUCAACCCCAAUCUAUUUCGGCAUAUUGUCAGUCCGUAGCGUAUGAAAACGCCAUUCGUUUUACAUGAUUCAAAAUUUCAUUAUUUGACAAUUGUCAAAAACAAUGCCAAAUUUUUUUUUUUUUUACAUGAUGGUUGAAACAAGAUAAAACCGUCAAUUGUCAAAAACUUUCCAACCCUGCCUAAUUAUAUUUUUUUAAAGUGCUUAAAAAUAUUUUUUGAGUGCUUGAAAAGUGAUUAAAAGGUGCUUAUUUUUUGUAGAAUAAUUUGGCUACGCACCCUGUAUAAAGCUAUAUUUAUAUUUUGUUUUCGUAUACAAGGUCUUAUUCGUUUUACUUUGCUUAUGUAUCAUUUCAUGAAUAUGUAUGUUCUGUAAAACAGUUUAAUUUUCUAUAAAAGAAAAAGAACUUUUGAAGUAUUUUUAUAAAUAUAUUAUGAUUCAUGGAAUUAUGUAUAUCCUUUUAGUGUAUUCUAUUAGAAAUGUUUAAUAUUUACUGGAUUGGAACCAAAAUUUUCAUAAUUAACCUAACCCCUUGAAUCGUUUUCUUCUCUCAUUUAGCACCUCUUUUCAAAUCAAGUAAAAGGCUCUUGACCUAAAAGCUAUGAUAGUAUCCUAUUGUUUAUGUUAACAGAAAUGUAUGUUUAAUGUAUAAAUCUAUGUCAUGUAUCAUAAAUGUUAUAUAUGCUAUGCAUCAUAAAUGUUAUGUAUGAUAAAUGUAUGUUAUGUAUGAUAAAUGUAUGUUAUGUAUGAUAAAUGUAUGUUAUGUAUGAUGAAUGUAUGUUAUGUAUGAUGAAUGUAUGUUAUGUAUGAUGAAUGUAUGUUACGUAUGAUGAAUGUAUGCUUAAGAAAAAUUCUUAAAAUUCGCUAACUUACCAUAGUUCGAACUUAGGGUCUGUCCUCUUAUUGUUAUCACUUAAAAUAUUUUUUCUGCUUUUUGUUUCAUUUUUGCUGUUGAAAUAUUUUUCUUAAUAUGUCUGCUUGCUAAUUGGAAAAUUAUUUUAAGAAAAAACUUAUUAACAUUUUUGAGUUAUAAUUUUUUUCCCCUCUUGUUUAUCAAAUUCCAGUGAAAACAUUGUUUUUCAUUUCAUAUACAUUUCAUUUAUCGCAAAAUCUAAAGUACUUUUAAAUGUCCAUUUAAUUUAAGAAAUGAUUUAAUUUCCUAGUUGUUUUAUUUCUUUGUUUCCAGAUAACAAUGUAGUAAGCUAAUUAACCCUAUAUUUAUUUUUGUGUACAUUUAUUCUUUAGUACAGAUAUCUUAUACAAUUUAGCUUUGAGUAAUAUAUUCUUGCUUGAAAAUAGCAAUAAUUAUCAGUUUCUUUUAAAUCUAUUUAGAUUUAUAUUUGUAUCAAUAUAUCUAUUUCUGUAUUAAAGAAAUAUACUGCUCAAAAAGUUUUCAAAGAAGUGGAUUACGCUAUUUUUUUUAGCUCUUCGUUUCCCUCACUUAUAAGUUGUCUAAAAUUGCACAAAAAAUUACCUGAUUGUUAUUUUGAACUGCUAAUUAAAGCCUAUUACUUUUUCCUAAUGAUUCUUUAUGUGAAUAGUGAUGAAGGUUUUCAAACAGUAACAUCUAAAUUAUUCAAAAAACCUCUGUUUACUGAAGCUAAUUUUUUGAUUGAAAAUUCUCUCGCCCCAUAUUAUCUGG
Parasteatoda tepidariorum (common house spider) is the source of this 6393-nucleotide messenger RNA. RefSeq lists its product as uncharacterized. Lineage: Eukaryota; Metazoa; Arthropoda; Arachnida; Araneae; Theridiidae. Gene Ontology annotation, molecular function: ubiquitin-protein transferase activity; metal ion binding. Gene Ontology annotation, cellular component: BRCA1-BARD1 complex; BRCA1-A complex. The record is from RefSeq and is a predicted model, not a curated record. Gene Ontology annotation, biological process: double-strand break repair via homologous recombination; positive regulation of transcription by RNA polymerase II.